GAAACUCUGAGUCGAACUACAAGUUCUCUUAUUUUGUUUUCUCUUUUUCUUUUUCGUUCGAGUUCGAGAUUUCACCUCUUUGUUUCUGUGAUUUCCUGAUUCAGAUUAGGGUUUUAUAAAUUGAAGCUGAAGUUCUAUUUUUUCGUUCUUCUCCCUCUUGAUUCACUUAGAUUUCCCUGAUUUAGGGUUUAGGGUUCCAGUUUUUGUUAUUUCACUCUUUCGAUAUGUAUUCUGAUCGACUGGUUGGUGAAUCUGGAAUCAGCAAAACGUUAAAGAGCCGUCUCAAUGGCGGUUCCGGUCUCAUCGCUUCUGGCGGCAAACAAGUCACUAAGAAGAGAGGAAGGCCAGAUGAUGAUAAGUGGGAGCAUGAUCUUUUCGAAGACGAUGACGACGAGCCUCGGGUUUCAAAUCGCAGAAUUGACCCGAGAGAUCUCCGUUUGAAGCUCCAAAAGAAACAUCAUGGCUUGCAAAGUGAUGGACUCGGACGAGUGUUUAGUUUAAGCGUUGGUGAUCUACGGAAUAGGCUAUCUGGGACUGUGAAUACACAAUCUAGGAAGAGUAAUUUGCCAAAAACUAGAAGGGAGGCGGCUGCUAGACCUGUCGUAAGGAAGGUUGCAGGUGUAACCAAAUCUGAGACUAGAACGGUUCCGAACAGAGCAAUGAAGAAGAAAUCAGAUCAGAUUGAUUAUUCGGUUGAUAGCUUCCUGGAAUCGUUGGGUCUCGAGAAGUAUUCGACCUCAUUUCAAGUGGAAGAAGUUGAUAUGGAUGCUUUAAUGCAUAUGACAGAUGAUGACCUCAAAGCUUUACUCAUACCAAUGGGACCUAGGAAGAAGAUACUUCUUGCUCUGGAAUCUAAACGUGGGUAGUCCAAGCGUCGAGCUAAGGUGCAUGAUGAUACAUCAGAAAGAGUAUCAGAAAGAUGCUGCAUUCGACUUUUCUUUCUCUAUCUGUAUCUCAAGAGACAACAAAGUAGUUAAUGAGUUUUGAGAUUAAGUUGUAACCUUAUAACAUAGAGAGAGAGUGAGACAAGAAGAGCAAUCUUGAUUCUCUUGAUGAAACCUUGUAGAAGCAAAGGGGGACAAGAAAACAAAUUCUUUUAUUUUCUUUUGAUAAAUCAUCUUGGCAA
Capsella rubella is the source of this 1126-nucleotide messenger RNA. RefSeq lists its product as uncharacterized. NCBI's taxonomy places the organism in Eukaryota, Viridiplantae, Streptophyta, Magnoliopsida, Brassicales, Brassicaceae. The record is from RefSeq and is a predicted model, not a curated record. Bases 225 to 866 code for a protein of 213 amino acids. The transcript is spliced from 6 exons. Gene Ontology annotation, molecular function: protein binding.